Messenger RNA from Aethalodelphis obliquidens (Pacific white-sided dolphin), 4872 nucleotides. RefSeq names its product L-gulonolactone oxidase. Gene Ontology annotation, molecular function: FAD binding; D-arabinono-1,4-lactone oxidase activity. The record is from RefSeq and is a predicted model, not a curated record. The transcript has 12 exons. NCBI's taxonomy places the organism in Eukaryota, Metazoa, Chordata, Mammalia, Artiodactyla, Delphinidae. Bases 2896 to 4218 code for a protein of 440 amino acids. Gene Ontology annotation, cellular component: membrane.
UUGGCAGGCAGAUUCUCAACCACUGCGCCACCAGGGAAGCCCCAUCAGCCUUUUUAAAGAGAACGAGCUGGCUGAGUGGGUCUAGGAAGUAUAUCUACCGAUUAGAAAACAUGAAACACUCUUCUAAAUGUUCACAGUGUUUCAAAGAAAUGUGUUAAGUUACCAUGUACAAUUUGUAUAUUAAGGACUCGUUUUCACUGAUUAAUAAGCACAGGAGGGGAAAUGAUUUUUAAGAAAAGCUUCAGCGGCCAUCGAGAUGGUAACAUUAAUUUCCCUUGCCAACAAAUGUUUGAAAAAGUUAAGACUCAGCAAGUAUAGAACAAGCUGAGUCCUUCAGACAAGAAGAAAUGAGCAAUAUACCAUCGACCUCAACCACGAGGUGGUGGCGAGGCAGAUUCAAUUAACUGAUAGACACCAUUUUUGCUGAUCUUUAUAUUUCUUUUCAUGUCAUUUUUUUUUUUUUUUCCAUAAAGGCGAUUCAUAAAAGUGAUGCGACUGGCUUGGGGGUGAGGGAGGAAGCGUUCCAUGCAAGGGCGGUAGCACAGGGUGAAGAAAGCACGCCUGCUGGGUGACUCCAGGCUUCAGGAGAUCUUAGCAGAGGAGGGAAGGGAGCCUGCAGGCAGGCUGGGGGCACAGUCCAGGCCCACCAACACCCAUGGCAUCCAGCUUCUGGAAUGUCCUGCCUCAGAAUGCAUUCACCCAAAGGAGAAAAACUGGCUUCCACUGUAGUUGCAGAGGAACAUCUGUGGGUGGGCACGGGGUACAUUUCGCCUGAAGCUGUGGGACAGGGCUUGAGGGUGAGCGGGAAGCAAGCUAUUUAUUUGGGGUGGCAUCGGGCUGUCCCCUCCCCUCCUUGCCAGGGGCCUCUUUGCCCUCCUGGCAUGAUGCGUACCCCACCCCAUCUGGUGGCCACAGCCCCUGGACCCCCUUCCAACUCGGAGGAGGGACCCCUCAGCCCUUGGGCCUCCCCGCUGCACCCCUACCAAGGCUUGCCUCUCCCAGGCAGGGAGUCUGUGGGGAGGUGCCCUCGGGUGGUGGAGCUGGCAGCCUUGGAGCGCCCUGGCCCUGACUUCCACCAGGGACAGCCCGAGGGAAACAGCGCAGAGGCGAGAGGGCUUGUUCUUCUCCCGCAUGAAGUCCUUGGUGGAGACCGUAGCACAGGGGCUUGCAGGCAGCCACAGCAGAGAACCACAGACUGAGUGGCUUCAACAACGGACACUCGUGGUCUCACAGCUCUGGAGGGUGGAAGUCUAAGGCCAAGCAGUCGCAGGGUUGGUUUCUCCUGAGGCCUCUCUCCUUGGCGUGUAGACAGCCGUCUUCUCCCUGCGUCCUCACUUGGCCUUCCGUUUUUGUCUGUGUCCUAAUCUCCUCUUAUUUAGACACAGCCAUAUUGGAUCAGGGCCCAUUCCAAUGACCUCAUUUUAACUUUACCUCUAAAAAUCCUAUCUCCAAAUACAGUCACAUUCUGAGGUCCUGGGGGUUAAGGCUUCAACCUAGGAACUUGGUGGGGGGAACACGAUUCAGCCCAUAACACAGGUCCCAGCUCUUGUGCCAAAUCGGCUCCUUUCUGUGGCCCUGAGCUCUGCAGAUUCCUCACCCGUACCUGGGACUUUCCUCUCUGCUGUUGAGCUGCUGCUAAGCGAUCAUAAACAACAGCAUCUCCACUAGGUGGGAUCUCCCUGUGGGGAGCACAUGGCUACCACUCCCCCUCAGCACACAACCUUGCAGUUGGGGAGUGUGAUCACGCACACACAAACAUGCACACGCACACACACAUGCACCUGGCAGCUGGAGAAGAUCCUGGUUUGGGGGACACAGGUGUCCCCCAACCCCCAUUCCAGAACUUCUUCUGUGUGUAUCUGACCCCAAGCUCCGAUCCUCCAGCCCGGCCUCGCCUCCAAAACCCUGGAGCUGUUGCUCACGCUUCCCGCUAGACCCCAGCUCUUGGCUUGGAGAGAUCGAAUGCCAAGAUGCUCAGUGACUGAUUAAUCUGUUCAUUGCACAAACGUGCCUCAGAGGCUGGUGCGGUGCCAGGCACUGAGCCAAGGGGUGGUGACGUGGACAGGGACGUCCCAAGGAGCCUGCCACCGAAAGCUCAACGCUGGGGGCAGAUGCAAGAGCUUGAAACCUUUUCCAGCGCUGAUGGUGUCCCGGGGCUCCUCAGAUGUCUGCUCUAACCUUUAUGUCCACCCAGAGAAUUAGGCAAAAGUGCCACCACUUUAUUGGAGAGAAAACCGAGCUUCACAGAGGUUAACCGGCAAGGCAUGGAAGAGGAACCCAGGUCUGCCUGCCUUAAGGCCUGGGGAAGGAAGACCUCAGCUAGAAGACUGCCUGGUCCGAGUGUCACUCGUCCGCGCCCCCCAUACGCCGUCCCCCGCGCCCCCGUGCUACAGCCACCAGCAUCCCGUUCUAUAGCGAUGGGCAGCCUGGUGCAUCCCUCCCCCAGCUCUGACAAAUGAACUAACACGCGGGCCCCCACGUCACAGCCUCCCCUGACCUGCGGCAUUAAGGACCCAGUUUCGAGGCCGGGGGUCCUCCGGCUCCAGAAUGCCUGUACUUGGUGUCAGAGCUCAACAGCUUUCGGGAAGAGAGCAGCCGCCUUGUAAAUGCUGCCUGCCCACCCUGCGGCCUGAGAGGAGCCCCGGGGCAGGGGGCAGGCCAAACUGCUGUUUGUCUGGGCGGAGCCUGUUGUCACACUGUUUAUCCACCUCUGCCGGGGCCCCAAGCCCCUCUGUGUGCUGCAGCUGCAGAGUCGGCCCUGAGCUCCCGCGGUCACCGUCACCGCACUGCUGGUUCCAGCUCCCCGCUCCGCCUGGCCUCCGCGCCCCGCUGCCCUGUGCUCUGCUCCACGAGGAGGCCGGAGUCCGCCAAGGCCACUGACCCACCGCUGGAGCCAUGGUCCAUGGGUACAAAGGAGUCAAAUUCCAAAACUGGGCGAGGACCUAUGGCUGUUACCCAGAGAUGUACUACCAGCCCACGUCCGUGGAGGAGAUCAGAGAGGUGCUGGCCCUGGCCAGGCAGCAGAACAAGCGGGUGAAGGUGGUGGGCGGUGGCCACUCACCUUCAGACAUUGCCUGCACCGACGGCUUCAUGAUCCACAUGGGCAAGAUGAACCGCGUCCUCAAGGUGGACAUGGAGAAGAAGCAGGUGACCGUGGAGGCCGGCAUCCUCCUGGCUGACCUGCACCCACAGCUGGACAAGCACGGCCUGGCCUUGUCCAACCUGGGAGCCGUGUCAGACGUGACUGCAGCUGGCGUCAUCGGGUCCGGAACACACAACACGGGGAUCAAGCACGGCAUCCUAGCCACCCAGGUGGUGGCACUGACCCUCCUGACGGCCGACGGGACCAUUCUCUUGUGCUCUGAGUCCAGCAACGCAGAGGUGUUCCAGGCGGCACGGGUGCACCUGGGCAGCCUUGGAGUCGUCCUCACCAUCACCCUGCAGUGCGUGCCCCAGUUCUACUUGCAGGAGACUUCCUUUCCCUCAACCUUGACAGAGGUUCUUGACAACCUGGACAGCCACCUGAAAAAAUCCGAAUACUUCCGCUUCCUCUGGUUCCCGCACAGCGAGAACGUCAGCGUCAUCUACCAGGACCACACCAACAAGCCUCCUUCCUCUUCGGCCAACUGGUUUUGGGACUAUGCUGUUGGAUUCUAUUUACUGGAGUUCCUGCUCUGGAUCAGCACCUUCCUCCCAGGCCUCGUGGGCUGGAUCAACCGCUUUUUCUUCUGGCUCCUGUUCAAUGGGAAGAAGGAAAACUGCAACCGCAGCCACAAGAUCUUCACCUACGAGUGCCGCUUCAAGCAACACGUGCAGGACUGGGCCAUCCCCAGAGAGAAGACCAAGGAGGCCCUGCUGGAGCUGAAGGCCAUGCUGGAGGCGCACCCCAAGGUGGUGGCCCACUACCCCGUGGAGGUGCGCUUCACCCGAGGGGACGACAUCCUGCUGAGCCCCUGCUUCCAGCGCGACAGUUGCUACAUGAACAUCAUCAUGUACAGGCCCUACGGCAAGGACGUGCCGCGGCUGGACUACUGGCUGGCCUACGAGACCAUCAUGAAGAAGGUGGGGGGCAGGCCCCACUGGGCCAAGGCCCACAACUGCACCCGGAAGGACUUCGAGAAAAUGUAUCCUGCCUUUCCGAAGUUCUGUGCCAUCCGAGAAAAGCUGGACCCCUCGGGGAUGUUCCUGAAUGCGUAUCUGGAGAAGGUGUUCUACUGAAGCACAAACAGAAAACAAGUCGAGCCCACCCCAUCCCAUUCCCCAGGCCCACUUCCCAUGACGUUGAAGGCUCAGCGUCCCUCCGGCCUGAUGGGGAACAGACCUCUUCCCCCGGGCGCUCUGCCACGGUGCCCACAGCUGCUCUAACCCAGAGUAAGGAGUCUGGAUCCGGGCAGCUCCCACUUCCCUCAUCCUCACAGGAACCCCAUGUAAGGAAGAGCACCAAAUCCCCAUUUACCUCUUCAGCCGCAUCCUUUCAGCCCAAGCCUGCAAUCACCACAUCCUGUUUCCCAGAAGACAGAGAAGCCCCCAAAUGUUCUGUGUCUAGGAGGUCAGGAUUCAGCCUUUCACAGGUUCCAUCCGCUGGUUGGGUGUCCGGAGCUCCAGGGAUCCCUCGCCCACCCUUGCAGGGAGGGGUCCCCCUGGCAUGUGUUUGGGCACAGAGGUCGUGUGUUCUGUGCUCUGCUUUCUUUCACUCUCGAGGGUCUUUUAGAUGCUCAGGUGCGUGCCCCCUGCCCUGGGACUGCCCUCUUCCAGAGGGUCCACCUGUUCAUCUGACCUUCCGUAGCCCGACCUACAGUGUGUCUAUUCCAGGGGAUGUUUGGGGAGUGGGACUCUCCUUGCCUUCUUUUUAAUAAAGGCCAAGAGUUCAUU